AGUUGCGCUCGCCCUCCUCCCCUCCCUCAUGCUCGACCCUGGUAAUUCUGUCUUCGAGGGUCUGUGUAAGUGAAGAUAUUGAAACUAUGACAGGUGCCCCGGCAUCAUGUGGUUGCUGGCUCUCUCAGUAGAUGUGUUCCGCGAAGGCGUCUCCUUCAACCUGUAUUGCCGGGUCAUUCUGUAAAUUGGCCUCCAUUGUUGCCCUACUCGAGUCUUGAUUCUUUAGUCUGGGAAGUUUGAGACUGAGGAUCUGGUUGCUGCCGUUGCUGUGUGGAUUCUUUGGUUGCCUGGCAAGUCUUCCAAGAGGAACGGGCAGGGGUACUAAUGGUGUGGCAGCCGGUGGCUCACACGAGAUUCCGCGUGUUUAAACAUGAGAAUGGAAUCGCUGUGAGAGUUAUCGCUUGCUUCCAGCCGUCCCAAGAUUGCCAGGCCGAGUACUUCCGUCAUCUCCUUAAGCCCGUGACGUAGUUUCACUCCUCCCUCCCAUUUGCUGUUGAAUAGAACCAGUCCUGUUUUAAGUUUUUGUGGAGCGAAAGCAAAGCAGGAGAAUUUCCUGUUCAUCUCAAUUUUCUGGUGAAGAUCCUGUUUGCUGGUUGUCUCUUGAUGGGGGAGAAGGUUAAUCCCUGGUGCUAUUGGCCUAAUCCUCCAUGGACCGAGAGCUCUGCAAACAAUCUCCACCCAUCUGAUGUUAGCCACGAGAACACAAAUUCGAUGGCAUUCCCUACAUACCUGAACAGUGAUGGCUACAUCUAUCCUGGAGUUGCUGCAUCUAUGCCAUCUUUUGCGGCAUCUGUUGCUGAGAGACCUGCUUCAUUGUCUUCUAGAUUUGUCACAACCUUGGCACCCAGUGUGGGAAUGUCGACAGCCGAUAAUCUGAGAAAGAGACCUCUGGUUUUCUUUCAUAAUGAGAACAAUCCCUUUACUGUAGUCCCUCUCCUUCGCAAGGGGGUCUUGGAUGCAGUUCCAGAGCUCCAAGGUAGCAACGAAACCAAUGUAACUGAUGUUGGAGCACAGAAUACGGGGUGUAUGCAUGAGAACACUGAAGAGAUUGACGCAUUUCUGUGUUCCGACUCAGAUGAAGGGUUCUUGAAAGUGCAAGAACUCAACAAAAUCUGGAAAUACCCUAUGCAGAAUGACACCAUGAGUGUGGAGUCGGUAGCAAGUGCUGGUACUUCCCAACCAGCGAAGAAGAGAAGACUCAGCUCUGGUGCCGACAGGUCUGUUGUUGACACAGCCAGUUCAGCAAGGCCUGACCAUUCUGUUGACCAGAAACAUCUCAGCCAUGACGAUGACGCACAUUCCUGUUGUAUCGGUGAAGUGGAAAGCGAGCACCAGUUUUCUCUGAGAGAAGGAGAAGAAGCAGAAGGUGAUGACAGUCCUGAUGAUCGGAAGCGGAGAAGAGAGAGGAUCCAAGAGACUGUUGCUGCACUCAGAAAGAUUGUUCCUGGAGGCAUUGCCAAAGAUGCCACGGCUGUUCUUGAUGAAGCGAUAUGCUAUCUGAAGUAUCUAAAACUCAAGGUCAAGACACUCGGAGCUGUUUCCCUCUAGCUCCUCAAUGGACAGUUCUGUCCUGGUUCCUGAACCCAAUGCUUAUUUAUCCGCAUAUACACAAGUAAUGAGCCACAGCUAUACCAGCAAUAAGGUGAAAUGAAACUGAGCUAGUUCCGAUUGAUGAAAGAAGGAAAGCUUCCAAUGAUGGUGCUUUGCUUACAAGGGUCCAAUGAUUUGAGUGGUUACAAGGAGUAUAUAUCCAGUAUUGCAGUAUAUUACUUCAAUUGAUGCUGGCAGCCAUGUACUCCAUCCAUCUUCAAGUGUGGAGCAAGCUGCUGUCAUCUUUCUUCAGGGAGCAGUUGCAUUGCCUCUUGUAGGCACCUCAAAAAAGGCCCUCAUGGCGUUGAUGGCGCAAUAAGUAACACAGUGAAGCUAAGCUAUAAAGAUCUUUUUUUUGCCCUCCAUUGUGGUGUGAUCCAAAGCAAAGGAGGGGAGAGAUGGGGGGGGGGGGGGGGGGGGGGGGGCAAAGCAAGGAAGGAAGAAUGAAUGAAGUCCAUGCAAAGUGCAGUGCUGGUGCUGCAUGCGUCGGUGGCUUUUGACCCCCUCCCAAAGGUGAGAUGAGCUGAGAUGGGGGCCGCGACUGCGAGGUAGUAGUUCGGCUUCGGCUCGGUGUGUGGUGGCGUGUCCAGCAGCAGAUUGUUCUUUCUUUCACUUCUGCCUUUCUACUAGUACACUACAUAUAUUUGCUUUAUAUGUAUAAAUACCACGUAUGUCUGCGUGUUUGAUCC
Molecule: messenger RNA, 2279 nt
Organism: Oryza brachyantha (malo sina)
Lineage: Eukaryota; Viridiplantae; Streptophyta; Magnoliopsida; Poales; Poaceae
Product: transcription factor bHLH144-like
Exons: 4
Coding region: 604-1548 (314 amino acids)
Molecular function (GO): protein dimerization activity
Source: RefSeq, a predicted model, not a curated record